UUUUGUUUUUAAUGUAAAACAGUAAUAAUAUAGUUCAUUUUUAAAGAAGAUAAAAGUUCAAAAUGAACAGAAUAAUUUUAAAUCAUUAUCGUUGUUUAAAACGAUCGAAUAUAAUAUGGGAGUGUAAACAGUAUCAAAAUAUUCCAUAUAUUACACUUUCAAGGUCAUUGUCAUAUUACACAACUCAUCCUCUGAGAUUGCAGCAUGAUAAUACACAGAAGCCUCUUAAUUCACAAAUCAUUGGCUUUCCUCCACAUCUCAGAUAUAUUAGCACCACCAACCAAUGUUAUGAGAAAGAACCUCUUAAACCAUCCUCUAAGGUUGAGGCUACAGUUGAAACAAUUAAAAAAGGCAUUGAAGAAAAAGAAAAACUACCCAAAAAGGAAGAGGUUAAAAAGAAAAGUUUAAAACAGCGUAUAAUGGAUGAGCUUACACAUUAUUACCAUGGUUUUAGGUUACUCUUUAUAGAAAUAAGAAUAUCAACGUCACUGUUAUUCCAAAUAUUAAAAGGAAAAUCUCUAACACGGCGUGAGCACAGACUGAUGGUCACCACCGUCGGAGAUCUGUUUAGAAUGGUGCCUUUUAUAGUGUUCAUAAUUGUACCAUUUUUGGAGUUUGCAUUACCAUUAUUUAUUAAAUUCUUCCCAAACAUGUUGCCCAGUACUUUUGAAAGCAGAAGUCAAAAAGAGGCUAAGCUGAAGCAACACUUAAAAGUUAAGUUAGAAAUGGCAAAGUUCUUUCAAGAAACAUUGGAUCAAAUGGCACCGCAAGCUAGUAAUAGACAUUCAGAACUUGCUAAGGAGUUUUCUAAUUUCUUUAGUAGAAUACGGACCUCAGGUGAUGUAGCAACUAGUGAGGAAAUAAUGAAAUUCUCUAAGCUGUUUGAGGAUGAGAUCACAUUGGAUUCACUUCAAAGGCCACAUUUGGUUGCUUUGUGUAAAGUGUUAAAUGCUUCAACAAUUGGAACAAGUGCUAUGUUACGGUAUAACCUUAAAAUGAAGUUACGGUCACUGGCGGCUGAUGACAAAAUGAUUGCAAAGGAGGGUGUCGAUAGUUUGAACUUCAGUGAGCUUCAACAGGCUUGUAGAGCGAGAGGUAUGAGAGCUUAUGGUGUAUCUGAGGAGAGGUUACGGAAGGAGUUGAGGAAUUGGCUGGAUUUGUCGUUAAAUGAGAAGGUGCCACCGUCUUUACUGUUAUUGUCCCGAGCUCUUAUGGUGCCGGAACAUGUACCGACGACGUACAAACUGAAGGCCACGAUAUCUGCAUUACCUGAACAAGUUGCUACACAAACUAAAGCAGCUAUCGGUGAAAAGGAAGGCAAAGUGGACUUCAAGGCUAAAGCAGAGGCAAUUAAAUUGGAAGAACAGAAGAUUAAGGAAGAUAUGAAGGAGUUCUUAGAAGCGGAGAGAGAGAAACAGAUACUAGAAGCAAAGAAGAAGCAGAAAGAGGAACUUGUUGAUAAAGCACCCAUUAUUGAAAUGGAUAUGGAACAAGUUAUGAUUGAUCCUGCCCCUGUUAUAGCUAUUGAUGUACCAAAGCAAAAGGAAAAGUCUGAGGAAGGUUUGUCCGGUAAAGAUUUGGAGGUAAUUGAAGAUGCUUUAGAAAAAUUAGCUGAACAGAAGAAAUCUCUGCUACUGGAGAAGGAAAGUAUUCAGGAGUUGAAGACGGAACUGCUAGACUAUAGUGAGGAUGUCAAAGAAAUGCAGGAGAUUGUCAAGACUAAGCAAGCUGAUAUUAAACUGACAAAGGGUGCCAGAAGAUUGUACCGCGCUGUGAACAAUAUGAUAAGUAAAUUGGACGCAGCGCUUGUGGAGUUGGAAAAUAAGGAGAAAGCUCUGAAGACGACGUUGGAGCAUUCGAAGACGGAGCCGCAGAAGGCCAAGGAGCAGUUGAUACAGAUUGAUGAACUGAUGCAUUCCAUAAAGAGUCUACAGAAGGUGCCGGAUGAAGCCAAACUGAAACUCAUACAAGAUGUGCUCGGCAGGCUUGAUGAUGACUUCGAUGGACAACUCAAGAUUGAUGACGUUUUGAAGAUGUUAGAAAUAAUAGGCAACGAGAACGUGAAUUUGUCCGAGAAACAGAUAAACGAACUGAUCGAACUUCUCGAUAAGGAGGAAAUAUUAGAAGUUGAGAGUAAAAUACAGAAAGCUCUGGAUAAGGCGGCUUCAGCUGCCAAGGAGCAGGAUAAGACCAGCGACUCUGAUGGAAAGAGUCUAUUCGACAUAAUCCGCGAAGCACAGAAGAGAAGAGAGAUGAAGAAAGCGGUGGAGAAGUUCGGAGAGCAGAGCGAUCUGCCCAAGAGUGGAGACAUCGUCACCAAGCCCGGGGACAGCGGACAGCGCCCCGAGCGACACUGACCGUACACUGCUAUAUAGUUACAUCUCACUCACGAAAACAGUUACAUCUAUAAAGUGACACUUCCGUGGUAACAUCUGUAAUGUGUCACGGAAAAGGUCACAUCUUUAAAGAUGUAACGAAUACAGAUACAUCUAAAAAGUGUCAUGAAUACAUCUCCAACGUGUCAAGGAAAAUGUUACAUCUUUAAAGAUGUAACGAAUACAGAUACAUCUAAAAAGUGUCAUGAAUACAUGUGUAAUGUGUCACGUCAAACGUCGCAUCUUUAAAAUGUAACGAAUACAGAUACAUCUAAAAAGUGUCAUGAGUGCAUCUGUAAUGUGUCAAGGAAAAUGUUACAUCCUUAAAGAUGUAAUUAAUAGAAAUACAUCUAAAAAGUGUCAUGAAUACAUCUGUAGUGUGUCACGGAAAAGUUCACAUCUUUAAAGAUGUAACUAAUACAGAUACAUCUAAAAAUUGUCAUGAAUACAUCUGUAGUGUGUCACGGAAAAUCACAUCUUUAAAGAUGUAACUAAUACAGAUACAUCUAAAAAGUGUCAUGAAUACAUCUGUAGUGUGUCAAGGAAAGUGUUAAAUGUCACGAAAAAGGUCACAUCUUCAAAAAUGUAACGAAUAUAGAUACAUCUAUAAAGUGACACAAAUCAUGUUGAAUUGUGUAGCGAAAAUAUUAUAUUUCUAAUGUCACGAAGAAACAUCUCUGAAGUGUCACGAAAAGGGUUACACAUUUUAAUGUUAUUUUAGUUAAUAUAACACUUGUAACUCUUUUCGUAUUUUUCAAAAUAUUGACUGACGUAAUAUGUCGCUCUCAUAUUUUAGGUGAAAAAAGUGAUGAUUGUAUUGUCAUCUCCAAAUUGUUACUACGACAAAAUUCACGACCCUAACAUAAAAGGGUAGACAGAUACCACGGACCUGGGAAAAGUUUAUAUAGAUUUAAAAUAGGUAUAUUUUGAAUUAUUUUAUUUUCGUCUACUCAUAACUAAAGUACUAAAACAAUCCGUAACUAUAUGAUUUUUAUUACCUUUUGUAAUAUUGACUACACAAUAGAAAAAUUAUUAUCUGUGGUUAUUAAUUGUAUCGUUAGAAUGAAAAUAAA
This is a messenger RNA of Papilio polytes (common Mormon), 3448 nucleotides long. It is a transcript of the gene Letm1, whose product is annotated as LETM1 and EF-hand domain-containing protein 1, mitochondrial. Gene Ontology annotation, cellular component: mitochondrial inner membrane. The transcript has 7 exons. Gene Ontology annotation, molecular function: ribosome binding. The record is from RefSeq and is a predicted model, not a curated record. NCBI's taxonomy places the organism in Eukaryota, Metazoa, Arthropoda, Insecta, Lepidoptera, Papilionidae. The coding region runs from base 63 to 2357 and encodes 764 amino acids. Gene Ontology annotation, biological process: intracellular monoatomic cation homeostasis.